ACAGUUGAGAGAGAGAGAUAGUGAGGUCAAGGCUGAGCUACAAAAGUCUACAAAUCCCAAAACUCCAUCGAAGCCAAAGAAGAAGAGGAAGAAAAACUCCAUUGUUAGAUCUCCGCCAACUAGAUUCUGUACCUCCCUGAAAUGGACUUUGCAGGGUUUGAUCUCGGCGGUUGGAGUUGAAAUGCAGCCCAAUUUGUUCCCGUUCGGUAGUGUUUUGGGUAAUCCCUUUUUGUUCAAUGGCGAUUUGAGUGAGGGCUUUGAGAGCUCUAGGGUUUUCUUUUUGGUUCCGUUUCUGUUGUCGCAAGGCGGUGGAAUGGAUUUAUCUAAGGUUGGGGAGAAGCUUUUGAGCUCCGUUAGGUCUGCUAGAUCGCUUGGUCUUCUUCCUUCUACUUCUGAUCGCCCUGAGGUUCCACAACGAGCUGCGGCUGCUGCAGCUGUUGCUCGUGCCCUUGCAGGUCUGCCCCCACAUCAAAGAUAUAGCCUGUCAUCAAGCUCUGAAGAACUAAGCUCUAUAUAUGGCAGCAGACGUCAGAGUCAAGUAGUGGCAGAACUAGAAGAAGACUUCUAUGAAGAGGAGUUUGAUCCCAUAAGACAUAUUCUAGAGAAUGUUCCGUCUGAAGAAAAUGAGCUAGAGUACUUUGAGAAACAGGCUACUCUAAGAUUAGCACAACUGGAUAGAGUAUCAGAGCGGUUGUCUCGACAAGUUAUGGAGCAUCAUGAAGUAAUGGUGAAGGGUAUGAAUUUGGUUAGGGAAGUGGAGAAAGACUUAAAGGUUGCGAAUGUCAUCUGCAUGAAUGGAAGAAGACAUCUUAACUCAUCUGUCAAUGAGGUUUCAAGAGAUCUCAUUGUAAAUUCCCAUUCCAAAAAGAAGCAAGCGUUUCUGGACAUAGUUCCUGUUCUAACUGAGCUUCGCCAUGCAUUGGACAUGCAAGCAGCACUUGAAUCACUUGUUGAGGAAGGAAAUUACUGCAAGGCUUUUCAGGUUCUAUCGGAGUAUUUGCAACUCUUAGAUAGUUUCUCUGAGCUUUCAGCAGUACAAGAGAUGAGCCGUGGAGUAGAGGGUUGGCUGGGGAGAACUCUUCAAAACUUGGAUUCACUUUUGUUAGGAGUGUGCCAGGAGUUUAAUGAACAGAGCUAUAUUACUGUGAUUGAUGCUUAUGCUCUUAUUGGUGAUAUCUCUGGUCUUGCUGAGAAGAUACAGAGCUUCUUUUUGCAGGAAGUUCUUUCAGAAACCCACUCUGUAUUGAAGGAUACUGUGCAGGAGGAUCAUGAAGUACAUAAACAAAAUAAUAGACUCACAUAUAGUGAUCUUUGCCUUCGGAUACCUGAAUCUAAGUUUAGGCAGAGUUUGUUGAGAACGCUAGCUGUCCUUUUCAGGCUGAUGUGCUCCUACAAUGAAAUUAUGGGUUUUCAGCUGGAGAAUAAGGAUACAGCCAGUCAAACUUCAAAUAGUGUGCCAAGGGAUAAUGAUAAUUCUAGGAAUGCAGGAGAGCUCCAGAAAAUGGAGUCAGCUUCUGGAAAUUCCUCUAAAUUUAAUGGCUCUCUUGAUCAAUCUGUAGAUAGAGUUUCUGGUUCAUCUUCUGCAGUAGAAGCUACAGGAGUCAAAUCUUUAUCUGAGGAUGCUCAGUCUACAAGUUCCAUGCAUACAAGUUCAAAUGACUCAGUUUAUGAAGCUACAAAGGAUGAUGGGGCAGCAUCAACCAGUGGAUCUCCGUGGUAUUAUCUCCGAAAAGAUGCUACAGGGUUUGUUUCACAAACCCUUCAAAGAGGACGCAAGAAUCUUUGGCAACUCACAACUAGUCGAAUAUCUGUCCUGCUUUCUUCUUCUGCUGUUUCUUCUGCUAGUAUUCACCAAUUCUUGAAAAAUUAUGAAGAUCUCAAUGUCUUCAUCUUGGCUGGGGAAGCAUUUUGUGGAGUUGAAGCAGUUGAGUUUAGACAAAAGCUGAAAAUUGUGUGUGAUAAUUAUUUCAUAGCAUUUCACCGGCAGAAUAUACAUGCACUUAAAAUGGUUUUGGAGAGAGAAAAUUGGCUUGUAAUGCCACCAGAUACAGUGCAGGCAAUCAGCUUUGCUGGGCUUGUUGGUGACGGAGCACCUCUACUUGCUACGUCUGAUGGCAACUCCAGUCAUUCCAGAGUUAUUUUUGACAAGUCUGUGAAAUCAGUAGAUACUGGGUCGAAUAAGAGCGGAUUUUCUCACUGGGCAAUAAAUGGAAAUCCAUUUUUUACUAAACUAGUGCAUACUUCCAAAGAAGGUCAUUCCAACCAAUUUAAUGGAGCAGCCUGUAGUGAACUUGGUGGACAUGUAAAUGAUAGUCUUUAUGAUGAGAAGAUAUCUCCACGAAAGAGUGACUCAAGUCAAUUGAAUGGUACUAAUUCUAUUUUAGAAGAAGAAAAUGAAGAUCUUCUUGCAGACUUUAUCGAUGAGGAUAGUCAACUCCCAAGUAGAAUUUCUAAGCCUAAAGUUCGAAGAAGUCAUUCAAGUUUGAAGGAUGAUGAGUGUGUAGCCCAAACAGGAUCAUCUAUUUGUGUUCUUCGAUCCAUGGAUAAGUAUGCAAGGCUUAUGCAGAAGUUAAAAAUAAUCAAUGUUGAGUUCUUCAAGGGGAUAUGCCAGUUGUUCGAGUUAUUUUUUCAUUUUGUAUUUGAAACAUUUGGUCAACAGAGCAAUAAUUCAGGUGGAAAAGGUUCGGUUGACUUCAUUAGCAGUCGACUAAAGAUGGCAUUAUCUAGAAUAACACAGGAUUGUGACCAGUGGAUAAAACCGUCAUCCUCUACACAAACAUCUCUGACUACAUCAUUUGCACAUGCGGAUGUCACACCAAGUCACCCAAAUUCAAAUUUCGGUCAUGCACCAGGAAUAUCUUUUGGUCUCAAGGAAAGAUGUGCAGGUGCUGACACCAUAUCUCUUAUUGCUCGAAUGUUGCAUAGAUCUAAAACCCAUCUCCAGUCGAUGUUUCUUCAAAGUAAUACUGCUGUUGUUGAAGAUUUCUACACAAAUUUGGUGGAUGCUGUACCUGAUCUUAUAGAGCACAUCCACAAGACAACUGCAAGACUAUUGCUUCAUAUUAAUGGAUAUGUCGAUCGGAUUUCUAAUGCAAAGUGGGAAGUAAAAGAGCUUGGGCUUGAGCAUAAUGGGUAUGUUGAUUUGUUGUUGGGAGAGUUUAAGCACUAUAAGACUAGGCUCACUCAUGGUGGAAUUCGCAAGGAGCUUCAAGACCUCCUUUCAGAAUAUGGAAUUGAAAUAAUCGCUGAAACACUAGUUGAAGGUCUAUCACGCGUGAAGAGAUGUACUGAUGAAGGACGGGCUCUAAUGUCAUUGGAUCUUCAGGUCUUGAUCAACGGACUGCAACAUAUUGUCCCGGUAAAUGUGAAGCCCAAGUUCCAUAUAGUCGAAACCUUUAUUAAGGCGUACUACCUUCCCGAAACUGAAUAUGUGCACUGGUCACGAGCCCACCCGGAAUACACAAAAAACCAAAUUAUAGGACUGGUCAACCUUGUUGCCACAAUGAAAGGUUGGAAGAGAAAAACCAGGUUGGAAAUAUUAGAAAGGAUCGAGUGAGCUGUGAUCGGAUAUGGCUUCUGACUGAUGAUAUAACUAUGCAAGGUUUCAACCAUACAAAGUAGUCUCACAUUGUGCUCCUGCUUUCCAUUCUUUCGACCUCUUUGUUUCGAUUUGUUUACUUUCAUUUUUAUCUUUUUCGAGGUUUGUAUAUUUGAUGGGUAUUUUGAUUUCCCUCAACUCUGUAGAAUAUGAUUUCAAGGUUGUAUAUUUCUCCCCAGAAUGUAAUAUAUGGUCCUCCUCGAGUGAAGCAUCGGAUGUAAUUUUGAAUUAAAGAAAAGCACUACCAAAAUAAUGGAGUAUAUCUGAUGAGAAAAAUAGUGAAAAUAAUUUCAUAAAUC
This is a messenger RNA of Humulus lupulus (European hop), 3897 nucleotides long. RefSeq lists its product as uncharacterized. Gene Ontology annotation, cellular component: EARP complex. The record is from RefSeq and is a predicted model, not a curated record. Gene Ontology annotation, biological process: retrograde transport, endosome to Golgi; endocytic recycling. Gene Ontology annotation, molecular function: SNARE binding. Lineage: Eukaryota; Viridiplantae; Streptophyta; Magnoliopsida; Rosales; Cannabaceae. The transcript is spliced from 25 exons. Bases 182 to 3556 code for a protein of 1124 amino acids.